Molecule: messenger RNA, 3529 nt
Organism: Cuscuta epithymum
Lineage: Eukaryota; Viridiplantae; Streptophyta; Magnoliopsida; Solanales; Convolvulaceae
Source: the annotation of a GenBank genome assembly
UUGGGAGACUGUAUUUAACUAUUUACUCAAACGAAAAGUGUGUAAGGUGGGGAUGAGCUGAAUGAGCUACCAGCUGUUUUUGAUCACAGUCGAUCUCAUCUUAUUUAGUCUUCUUACACCAAGAAAUUGAAAAAAACAAGGAAAAAGACGAAUAAUCUCUAAUUAGAACACAAACAUACUAAUCCAGCAGCUACUUCAAUCGAUCUACGAAUCCAUACAUUGGAUGGGAAUUUGUACGCAGAUUAUUUCUGGAUAAAUCUUUGCCUGACAAAAUCCUAAUUUUUACCCAGGCAUGAAAUUGACCGCGAUCAUCAUCUUAAUAGAUGUUGCUAAAGUUUGAUCUUUUGAACUUUCUGAUGCAGACGGUGAAGUUGGAUGAAGAGUUUCCCAAUUGAUGUGAACUUGGACCUGAAAACCCUAAUACAUCACUUUUGAUUUGACCUCGCAAUCAAGUCAAAGAUAAACCCCUCUGCUGCUGCUCUGCUGCUACCCCUUUUGACCACGCAUUCAAGUCAAAGGUAAAACUCACUGCUGCUACACCUAAGAUUUGGUUACAGUGAUCUCCAGAUCUGAAUCAAACUCCUUGAAUUGUACAGAUCUUGUCGAUUAGGUUUUUAAUAGCCCUUCAGAAGGAUAUCUGACUUUUAGUUCCUAGAUCCUCUUUACAAAACUGAACAGAAAGGCCCCGAGGGGAUUUAGAAAGAUAUAUUGCGAUGGUGAAGCUUUACAUAAUGGGAACUAGGUUAGAUUUGGUGAUAGGGUUUAUUGAGAGAAAGAUUUUGCUGAAAAUUUGAUUCAAAGGAAUUUGUAAAAAUAUAGGAAGCGAGAGAGAGAGAGAGCACUUGAAGUAGUAGUAGGCAUCAGUCACGAUUUGUCAAAGGAAAUAGCAAAGAUGCAUGCAAGGCAUCGUAAUCCAGCAACUGCAUAUAACAGGUCUAGUUCUGCCGGGAUGGGUGGUAUGGGAGCAGCCUUACCGAUUUCACCUGAUGGUCCAAUGGCGAGUCGUGGAAUUUAUAAUUCUGAUUAUAAAAACUACAACAAUAUUAUUAAUAGUAAACGCAGUGGUUUUGGGCGUAGCCAAGUGAGGCAGUUUGAACCAAGGCAGCCUUCAGUAGAGAAAACUUAUAUUUUCAUGGAAGCUGGUCGAAUGGCAGCAGAGUAUUUGGUGAGAAAGGGAUUGAUGCCACCGAGUGCCCUUUCAGGGAAGUUGCCGAAUGGCAGCAUGAAGAACCAGACCAGUUAUAAUCAAAGUUUUGUGAUUCCAGAUGGGGAUAAUAUGAAGUUAUCCACAGAGAGUCGAAAGUCAGCUCUUUCUCGUUUGGGGAGAGCUGGCGACAGUGAAGGGCCAGUCGGGAAACCGUACCCCAAUGAUUAUAAUAGCUCCAUGUCCUCAAAAGGUUAUGUAAGAGGAAGGAGAAGACAUGGCUUCUAUAAGGAUUCGGAGCAGGACCAAGAACUAGGUAGAAAUGUGGCAUUGCCCGAUAGAACCAGGGUUUCCACGGACAUGGAAGACCAUUCCAAUGCUUUCACACGGAAACAAGAUGAAAAUCAUGCUGUUAUAAAUAGUGACAGUAAAUUCCAAAAUUCCAUGGCCAGUGAAAGUGAAAUAAAUCUUGGAGCUGAUGGCAUUCAGUGCUUAGCUGAAGAAUCAAAGUCCAUCCUAAAUAAAAUGAAGCCUGCAGAAGAUAUUGAAUCUCCAGGCAAAGCGGAGUCAACUGGGAAGUCUGAUAAGGAUCUAGCUGAGAAGUGUGAUAAUUUGGAAACCUCAAAUCCCGAGGUUGGGGAGAUUCAGGAUGGUAGCGAUGAUAAUGAAACGGAACCAAAUGACAUCAAAGAUGAUAUGGAUAUUGAUUUGAGUGCUGGCAAAGAUAGUCAAACAUACAAGAAUGACAUUGAUCUGCUGAGCCUCUGCAGAUUUGAAAACGUUCCCACAAGAAUGCGCUCUUCAUUGAAAGCUAGAGGUCCAAAGCUCUGUGCUGGUACCAUGGCUGAGGAAAAUGAAACUCUAGAGAGUGGGUUUCUGGAGGAGGUGGAGGCCCACAGGGAUGAUAUAUCUAUUCAUAUUUCCUCUGAUGACAUUUCUGCAAAUCCAAAAACACUAGCUAGCGAAAACAUCCAAAGUGGUUCUGAAAAUUCAAAACUAUCUGCAUUCACUGUGAUGGAAGAAAACAGCAACGAGGUUUCAUGUUUGGCAGACCAUCCUUUACUAAAAGAGGAAGGGGAAAAUGAGGGAGCACACAUGUUUGAUACAUGUAGCCCUGCAGAAAGAGGCGGAAAAAGACCAUUAGAGGAUGACAUUGACAACAUUAAUGAGGUAAAUAAGAGACCUAGAGAGAUGGUUUUGUAUGAUGAAACAGACACAGGUGUCUUUCAAUACUCUAAUUCAAUGACAAAGCAGCAGAGUUUACAUGACCCAAAUGAGGUGGCAGCAUUGUUGUCACCUGAUCAUAACAAUUUGGUAGAUGUGUCCUUGUUUUCAAGUGAUGUUCCGACCACUGAGUUUUCCGGAAAGCAACUUCUUCCUGGUUCAAUUAAGACCUUUGACCUGAAUCACAUGGAACCUUCUGAUAUAGAUCACAGUUCUGAUGCUCAUUCUUUUCUGAUGUUCCCGUGCACCAAAGAAUAUGGAGUACUGACUACACCAGCUGACAUUGGAUUGUCUGUAAAUGAGAAUUACAAUUUGACUACCAAAUACAGUAAAUGCAGUUUUGGUGGCAGAGAUAUAGAGGUGAUUGAUUUGGAGAAAGAUUCUGAGCAGGACAAGCCUUUCAAUGAUCCACAGAGUUCGGAAAUUGGAUAUAUUGCCCAAGACGAAUUUUCUUCCAAAGAGGCAAAUAACAAAAAAGAGAUUGCUGAUGCUCAAGAUGAUUAUGGGCUAAUGUUGUCAGAAUUUUUUGGGGACAUACCAAGCUGCUCUCCUGUACCGGGAGAUAUGAAUCCUCUGCAUCCCGAUUUGGGCCUUCAUAAUGGAGAGGAAAUUUCAAGCGACGAUGAUUCAAUAUAUACUCUCUGGAUGAAGUACCGAUAAGCUUUUAAAAGACUGGCAUCAACCACCUCAGGAGUUCAGGAAGCCAUUUUGAGUUGCAUUCUCUCCAGCUCAAGCUCAUGGUAUAUUUGUAGCAAGAAAAAGCUGAUAGUGUAGGCACUUUAAAUUCUGCAUCUUGAGUAGCGCUGAGCGGUACUACCCUUUGCAACUUUAGCAUAUCACAACUGGGCAUGUAACAGAAUGAGACAUGAUUUUAUUGUGUUUUUUUUAUAAGACGUAGUUAUACACCUCAUAAAUCUUGGUCAGUGAGCUUGCAAAUCUUGAUCCGCGAGAAGAUCUCGACACUGAAUCUGGGGAAAAUUAAGUGCUUGGUUUUCGCAUGACUGAUGCUUGGUUAUAUUUCAAAGUCAACAGAAUGUGCCUAUCAUUGACAUUAUCUGCUGACUGGCUGCUGGCUGCUUGGAAAAUAUUGUCAUUUUAAAAUUUGGUACUACCAAAACAUGUCAAUAAUUACUCUUGUUUUGAAAAUAAAAAACAUGACAA